Molecule: messenger RNA, 2168 nt
Organism: Gymnodraco acuticeps
Lineage: Eukaryota; Metazoa; Chordata; Actinopteri; Perciformes; Bathydraconidae
Product: transmembrane protein 132E-like
Exons: 3
Coding region: 656-1807 (383 amino acids)
Source: RefSeq, a predicted model, not a curated record
ACACGCACACACAUAAGAGUCUGCCUGAACACGUCCAGAGGGAGAGGAUGAAUCGAGCUGGAGAGUGUUAUUUCUUUCGCCUCCAUGUGUGUGUCGGUGUGUGUGUGUGUGUCUGUGUGUGUGUAAGUCAGGUCCUCUGAGGGGCUGUGUGUCUUAGCUCUGACCGGGAGCCAAAAUGGUGAUUAUAGAGUAGAGAGACUAGGUGUGGCAAGAUGGGGCGGCGUCAAAGGCUUUGUCUAUAGUUCCCGUGCAGCCCACCAACCGGGAGGAGGCUCAGCCUGUCUAUCAGAGUGUGUCCUGGGUCUCAGUCUGGGAUUGAAAGAGCUGCUACUGCACGGGGCUGAACCUCUUAAACCGGGACCUGAACCACCGGGAAUAAGACAAGCACAAGUUCAAGAAGCCUCGUUGGGACCUUUGUAAGCCAGUUACGAGACCGAGUGAAGAACUGCUGGAGCAUACUGCCUCUUUUUUUCUCCUAUCGCACUCAUUUAACUCAUGACAAAGAUUCUUUAAAGAGAAACAACAGAAAGAAAACUUCUGCGGAGUGCCUGCCGAGUCACAAACCUUCUGAAGAGGACCUUUCUUUUUUUAAGGGGGAAUCCAAAGAGAUUUAUUUCUUCAAGGAUGCGAUCUCAAUGAUAACACCAGUUGGAAUAUGGGACUUUUAAUCUAUGAUUUGGACCAUGGGGACAGGAAACUAUGUUUUGUUACUCAGCUCUGGGUAAUUUUGAUAACUCUUGCAGGUAAAAUCUCUCCCACCAGCUCAGAUGCUCUCCUCAGCUUCUCAGCAGUGACGGCCAACCCCUCGCCUCCCAAUGUGUACCUUCCCGCCAACUUCAAAAUGUCCAACGCACAACUGGCCUUCUUCCUACGGGAGGCUCAGAUCUCAGGACCAACAGUUGGCGGCAGGAGCAACCCGAGCUCUGGACACCCGCUGCAGCGCUCGGAGAGUUUUGUGGUUUUCCAGACAAAAGAGCUCCCUGCCAUCAACAUAACCUUUGGGCCUUUUGCCCGGGACCAGGCUCUGUCCAAAGAGUUGCUGCAGCCCACGAGUCCGCUGGAUAUCCCCGGACAGCUGACGGUCAACUGGAAGGUGCGGGCGUUUAUUGUCCAGGCGAGGGUGUUCUCCAACAACCCCACGUUGCAGGUGUUCUUCUACAUCGCCGGGCGCGACUGGGACGACUUCAAGGCUCAGGACAAGCUUCCCUGCGUCCGUCUGCACGCCUUCCGGGAUGUGCGUGAGAUUAAAACGUCCUGCCGCAUGAAGGGCAACCUGGCGCAGUGUUUGGCGCAGCUGGAGCUACCUCCGUCCUGGUUUAACACCAACGUGGCGCCGCUGGGUCGGAGGAAAGGCUCGACGGACGGGCUCCUGGACGGGUUGACCAGUGAGACCCUGCAGGCGGAGCUCUACUACACCCUGCACGGGCCCAAUGUGGACGGGGAGUGCAUUGAGGGGUUAGGGCACAGGGGUGGAGGUGCUUCCAGGGGAGAACCUCUGUCACAGCACCCCCUGCUGCGCAUCGGGAGCAUCAGCCUCUACCAGGCCAGCCAGGAGCAGCUGCUGGUGGACAAGCAGCUGGACAAGAACAUGUUCCUCAGGCUGCCCGAAAAGCCCCUGAAGCCGGGGGAAGUGCUCCAAAUCUCCCUCUACUUGAUGCCUAACUCCACUGUGGAGCAGUUCACCCUCAGUCUCCGGGGUCUCGCUCUGCGUCCCACGUCUCAUCGUCGCUGUCACUGUCUGCUCGUCUUCUGCCGGCACUUUGAUGGGAAACGUCAGCACCUCUCUCCGCUCGUUCAGAUCGUAUGACUCGGGCAGUGAUGCCUCCGCCGAGGGCCGCGUUGUCACGACACAUCGGGUGACACGGAGAACUGAUGUUUAUCAGCUGAUAGAAGAAGAGAGGGGCAGAAGAGAGCUUCCACCCGAUGAGGAAAUAAGACUUUAUAUGAGGCCUUAUUGGAUUGUGUCUACUUCCUACUGCUUCCUUCCUUCCUUCAUUCUUUUCUCUCUCUCAACCAUGAACAAGUUAUUUGAGGUCGAGCAGCAGGGGGGAAAGUAUUGUGAACUAUAAUGGGUGCCGAUCCCCUCUUAACCGCCGUUGGCACAAGUCACAAAAGGGAGGUGAACUGUAUGUGCCAAGGUUUUAAUGAAAUGGGCUUUUUGAGGCUGA